AUUUCGUAAUUCUUAGAUUUUGGACGCAUAGAAGUCAGAAAUUACUUUCUUUUUCAGCGUUGAUCACAGCGCGUCAUGGCUACACCAGCGAACUACAAACAAAACACAUCAAUGUCGAUGCCAAGUCCUCAAAGCAAUCCGCACUACAUGAUUGCGGGGCCCCCAAUGAGUUUCGGUAUGAUGAAAGGCGGUAUGAAUGCACCGCCACACCAUAACCCAUACCAGUACCACCCGCAAUACCAAGGUGGUCCCCCGAUGGGCCAUGGGGGCGGGUAUGGAUGGCAACCCGCACCGCAACAACCCCGUUUCGGUGCAGAGAGCGCGCGGCGCGCCACGUCGGGGGCGGCGCAGGGCGCUCAAGCAGGCAAGGAUGAUAAGACCAGCCCCUUUGUAUCCACCUUGCAUUCACACCCUGGAUUUCAACCGCAGAAGAUUGGGAAAGGAGCUGUUGCGGGCGCCGGCCUGCCCAAGCCCCCGAAGCCUCCAGAAAAGCCCCUCAUGCCAUACAUGCGCUACUCUCGCCGCGUCUGGGACAGUGUGAAAGCGGCCCAUCCGGACCUCAAACUGUGGGAGAUCGGCCGCAUCAUUGGAGGCAUGUGGAGGGAUCUCCCGGAGUCAGAGAAGGCUGUGUUUGUUGAUGAAUAUGAAGCGGAGAAGGCGGAGUACGAAAAGAGCCUGAAGGCGUACCACAACUCACCCGCCUACCAGGCAUACAUCGCGGCCAAAAAUAAGGCCGUAGUAGUAGGGAACUUGGAGGAGGAGAGUUCCAGUAAAAAAGGAAGCUCGCAGAAGGAGCAGCAACAGCAAGACAGACGGAUUGAUAUUCAGCCUGCAGAGGAUGAGGAGGACCAAGACGAAGGUCUAUCAGUGAAGCACAUCGCCUACGCGCGUUACUUACGCAAUCAUCGUCUCAUCAACGAGAUAUUCAGCGAUACGGUCGUUCCCGAUGUUCGCUCCGUUGUCACCACGGCCAGAAUGCAGAUCCUGAAAAAGCAAGUGCAGUCUCUGACGAUGCACCAAAAGAAGCUGGAAGAUGAGCUCCAGCAAAUCGAGGAGAAGUUCGAGGCCAAGAAACGCAAGUUCAUUGAGAGCAGCGACGCCUUCCAGGAGGAACUGAAAAAGCACUGCAAACCGGCCGUGGACGACGAGACCUUCCAACGCAUGGUGGAGCGCGCCCUGGAGCAGAUGCGGCGCGGGAUCAACCCCGCCACGCAGGCCCUAGUCAGUGUCGAGAGGAAGGAUGAGCCCAUGGAUCAAGACCAAAACGUCAUCAAACAAGAAAGCAACGGGCCCAACCCCCCCACUCAGGUCGAUAAGGUGUCUACUACUGAAGUGAAACCAGACGGCGGCAAUGUCACCACAGAGUUGAAUAAGACCGAGCCUGAUGUGAAGAAAGAAGAAAAUGGACAUGCUGAAGAAGGAGAGCGCAAGGAGCCAGCGCCCGACGUGAAGAGCGAGCAGCACGCGCCCGCCCCUGCGCCCGCGCAGCACGCAGCUAUGAUGAUGGCGCCGAAUCCGAACCCGAACCCGAACCCAACCGCGCCGCACGGACCCCCGCCGCCCGGAGCGGUGGGGUACGCGUACGGGCCGCGCUACUACCCGGGCUACCCGCAGUUCCCGGCCGGCUACCCGCCGCGGCCCUACCUGCCCGAGCACUACCACCCGCACCACCCGCAGCCGGACUACCCGACCGAGGAGCCGCCUGCAAAGAAAGAGGUCGAAUGAUUGUCACCCAAACGCGUCGUCAAGCGACGGCGCAAGUCCUCCUCGAAGGACGCCCAGUGAAUAGACACUUAGUGCGUUCAGUGGUUUUACUUGUAAGAACUAAAGUGCUACUCCAAGCACACAAUAAAUAGUUGACAGCGAUUCAGGGACGAAUCAUGCCGUCCCUUUCUAAUGUAUGGUACCAUGCCUUUCGGCUAUUUAGGGUUGUCAAAAUUCAAAUCAUUAUCUUAUCGUGGUCAUGCACGCAAAGGGAUGUCAAGUUGUGUCAACCUUAAUAAUUGCUUAGAGCAAUAGUGAGCCGAACAGAGCCGAGAAUGCCCGAAAGGAGUGUCCCCCCCACUGCUCAAAGCUCGAAAAUGAGUCUUGAAAGAAUUCACUAUUUGCAUUACUCUCGGGUGUAUGGUUUUGCUUGUAGAUGAAGCAAAUAUGACCUCGUGAUUUUUCGAGCUACGGAGAGUAGAUUUAACCUUUUCAAUAUUGUAUACUAGAAACGUUCAGUAUAUUUUUAAACAUGCGUUUAGUGAUUCUGCCCGUUUUAUGGCGUUAUUUAUAAACGCUACAAGCUUCGAUUAUCUAAUAAUUAUUUGUCUUUGUCAUUUUGACUUGUAUUUGUAAGAAAGGGAUUGUUUUGUCACUUUCUUACAAUUAACUAAUUAAGGUUUGUAAUGAUGAAGAUGGGGUAUUAAGGAUUUUCUAGACAAAACUUGUUUACAUGUAAUAUUUUGAGAAGGUUAGCUGUCUAUAAAAUAAAUAAAUAAAAACCUUUUAUUUCAGGCAUUUACCCAUAUUGCGUACAAAUGUCUAUGUCAAUCAAAAGUUAUCACACGAUUUAGUGGUAGGGUAGGUAUAGAUAUUGGCUACUAAAAUGUGACCAUUUCUAUUUGUAACUAUAAUGUUAUGGCACUUAAUACUGAUAGUAAUGAUAUUAGGUUGACAUUGUGGAAUUAAUGCGCUACUGAUUUUAUGUUGUAAUUUUUGUGUAAAUUAUUACUUCAUGAUUCAUAUGUCUACAUUUGGAUUUUGUAAAAUCAACAUUGUCAAAAUUUUUAGUUAUAAUAAAAAGACUAUUGUAGUGCUUAGAAAUGUAAUUCUUAUAUACAAAAUAUGAUAAUUUUAUCUUGAUUUAUAUUAAGUAAUAAAUAAAAUUAAAUCAGGAAUUCACAGGAUUUAUUUCUCCUAGUGAAUACCUGGUGUAAACAUCAAUACUUUAAAGUAAGUUAGAUAUUUUGUAAUUUAUCUUGUGUAAUAAAUAAUAGUAGCGUAUAAAAAGGUCUCCAACGUUGUAAGUGUUAAAUUACUUGUUAUUUUUGUAGGAAAUGUUCGUGCAUAUGAAAUCGCAUGAAUAAAUUAAGGCUUUUAAAGUGAGUGAAGCAGACCUACCAUACGCUAGUAUUGUUUAUACAUCAAUCUACUUUUAAAAUCGCACUUUUUUAUCUUUAAGUAUUUCAAAUACUUGUGGAUAUCCACUGACCGAGCUUAUGCACAUGUCUAAAUCUAAAGAACCUUCCAUAUAUUAAUUAUAUUUCAUGUUCAUAAAAAGAAAACUUUGUUUCUGUCAAAUAUCAUGAUUCAUGAAAAUCUUGAACAUGGACUAAAAAUACUCAUGGUGUCAACUUUCAACAAAAAACGUCAAAAUAUGACAUUUAUAGUUGCUUUUCCACACUUUGUCGCUGCAAAGCCAGUAGAGAAGUUAGGUUAGACGAUUACUAACCAGCAAUUUUAAGUACAAUAAUUUGAAGUUUUGUCACUUUUGAACCUUAAUGCCUUAACAUAGAAUCGAAAAGUGACAAACCUUCAACACAUAACACGAAAGUGCGCCCCUAGUUUGACAGUUUUGACACCAACGCCCGAUCGAUAAAAGAGUGUGGUUGUAAAAGUGGUCGUUUCCGGUUUAUCUAUCGUCUAUUCGGUUGCUGUUGCGGCCGAACUGCGCGAUGACGGGCCGCCCGCUCAGGAUGGUGCCGUUCACUUCCUGCAUCGCCUGUAUCGCCACGUCUUCAUCUGUGUACAAUAAAUAGUUUGUAAUAACAA
Messenger RNA from Cydia strobilella, 3756 nucleotides. It is a transcript of the gene Bap111, whose product is annotated as SWI/SNF-related matrix-associated actin-dependent regulator of chromatin subfamily E member 1. Lineage: Eukaryota; Metazoa; Arthropoda; Insecta; Lepidoptera; Tortricidae. Gene Ontology annotation, cellular component: SWI/SNF complex. The record is from RefSeq and is a predicted model, not a curated record. Gene Ontology annotation, biological process: negative regulation of DNA-templated transcription. The transcript has 15 exons. The coding region runs from base 76 to 1725 and encodes 549 amino acids. Gene Ontology annotation, molecular function: nucleosomal DNA binding; nuclear receptor binding.